CUGGUUUGUUUCUCGCCUUUGGUGCGCGGCUGCUUGGAUUGAAUGUCUUUUUAUUAAAUAAUUUGUGUCCCGUCCUUCCUUGGAAUGCCUAGACCACAAUCUUGGUUCCAUUGGCUGUGUUUUGGGGGAAAGGCCUUCUUCCUCUAAGCCUAUGAUGUCACAGAUUCCUGUGAAAAAAAAGCGUCAACGGCAGUCUGAGCCAACCUUGCCGACUGACCUGGAAGAUUGUGUUUGUUUCCCAGAGGUGGUGCUCUGCCUAGUAGAGAAGAGGAUGGGUUCCAGCCGCAAGGCCUUCCUCACUACUCUGGCCCGCCGCAAGGGUUUCUGCGUAGAGGCUGCCAAUAGUGAGAGAGUGACUCAUGUGGUAUCAGAAGGCAACUCGGGAGAUGAAGUGGUUGAGUGGAUGAAGAGGAAUGGGAGCCGCUCUGUGGAUGCUGCAGGAAGUGGCCCAGCUCUGCUAGAUCUCAGCUGGUUCACAGAGAGCAUGAGUACUGGACGGCCUGUGGAAAUUGAACCCAGACACUGUCUGGGGGUGUCUGUCCAAGCAGAAAGCCUUGAGGACAGAUGCCAGGUGUCUCCUUAUGCCUGCCAGCGCCGAACUCCACUUGCCCACAAGAAUCAGGUCCUCACGGAAGCUCUGGAAACAAUGGCAGAGGAGGCACGCUUCUGUGGCAGUGAAGGACGCAGCCUGGCCUUUUCUAGGGCUGCCUCGGUGCUCAAGUCCUUACCUUGGACUGUCAGAGGGGUUAAAGAGCUACAUUUCCUUCCUUGCAUUGGGGAGCACUCCAGGAAAAUCAUCCAGGAGGUGCUGGAAGAUGGCACAUCUACAGAGGUGGAGAAUGUAAGGCAGUCUGAGAGAUACCAGACUAUGAAGCAUUUCAUGAAGAUCUUUGGCGUUGGAGUGAAAACAGCUAGCCAGUGGUAUCAGGAAGGGCUAAGGACCAUUAAUGACCUGCAGGCGCACCAUGCAAAACUGGGCAAGGCACAGCAAGCUGGACUCCUGCAUUAUAGGGACCUCAACAGCCCGGUGAAGCGCUCUGAAGCAGAAGCCAUUGUUCAGGUGGUGCAAAAAGCAGUGGACCAGUUCCUGCCUGGAGCAUCUGUGACUCUGACUGGUGGAUUUAGAAGGGGAAAACCAAGUGGGCACGAUGUGGACUUGCUCAUCACACACCCUGUGGAAGGCCAAGAGGUGGGGCUGUUGAGUAAAGUCAUCAGCUGGCUGGAUAGUCAGGACUUCUUGCUGUACCACAGCACCCACAGAAACGCUUCCCAGGCCCUCGAGGACCAAGAGUUGUCAGUCAGCAUGACAGCUAUGGACCGGUUGGACCAUUGUUUCUCUAUUUUCUGCCUCAACUACCCGCAUGGGAGCAUUAAAGGAGGCUCCAGGGCUUGGGAGCCUGGCUAUGAACUGAAAGACCCUGGAGAUGCCACUCUUUGGAAAGCUGUGCGGGUUGACUUGGUUGUGGCCCCCUACAGUCAGUUUCCAUUUGCUUUGCUGGGCUGGACUGGCUCAAGAAAUUUUGAGCGAGAUCUCAGGCGUUUCUCCAAGCAUGAGAAAAAAAUGGUGCUCAACAGCCACACUCUUUACCACACAGAGAAGAAAAUAUUUUUGUCAGCUGCCUCAGAGGAAGAAAUAUUUCAGCAUUUAGGCUUGGAGUUUAUGCCCCCAGAAGAGAGAAAUGCUUGACCUCAGUUGCAUAAGGAACUGUCUUGGACCUAGUGAACUCCCUUGAUCUCUGAAGAAGCAGGCAGGCAUGUCUCAGUCGUACUCUUUCCCACAUCCACCCACCUUCCUGGAAUGAUCUGGAGCCACCUGUUCUUACAUCUGCAUAAAGGGCUUGUUACCUUUCUCCACUGAGUCAGAAAAAGGCAUGUUUGAACAUGGCUAUUUGUUUUUAUGUGUGGAGGGGGAAGGUGCCCAAGGGACAUAAUCCUCUAUCACGCUGAUGGGUAUUUCAGGAAACACACAAUCAACUUUUUCCCUAUAUUUCACCCUUGUUUCUGCCUGAGUUUUUUCUUUACUCUAGGGAAAUCCUAUGCUAGCUACUUCUGCAACACAGUUUUUAAAAUUACAUCGGCCAUUUCUGGAGUGGGGGAGGUGAGGUUGCAGAACUUCUGAUGCAAAAAUAGCUACUGCAAUGAUGAAUGGGACUCUUGUCAUUAGAGAAUGAUGGGGAAAUGAUUAUUUUGGCCAGCAAAAGGGUCUAGGUCUGGAUCUCCUGCCUGAAGCUACUGCGCAUCUUUGGACCAAAACCCUGGUGGCAGCAUUUAGACCCACAAUUCUAUAGGCUUAUCAGUUUACCCCAACAUCAUUUCAGCCUUGAAACUAUCAGUCUACUUUGGCCGACAUGUCAUCCAAACAGAAGGGCCAUCUAUCAGCCCAUGGAAUCCACAGGGCAUGAGCAGAGAAUGCUAUAGAAGGUUGGAGGCAAAGCAAAGUCGGCAGUCAGCAAAACUGCAUGUGCUCUCUUGAAUGGUAGCCUUGUAUGUUGUGGAGGGGGAUGUUGUUUUUUGUAUGUUGUCUUCUCCUGGAUAUGUGAAUGCACAUUUAUGGGGGAAAGUAAAGUACUGCAUUGAAAGUCCCUGUUUUCCCCUCCUGCAGGUAGGCUGUUCCAGGCAUAGGAGGAGACCAUACGUUCCUGAUGCUCCUCCCCCACCACCAUGCCCAAGUACAGCAGCUGGGUCAAAGCAGAUACAGUUCUUUGCCCCAGUCUUCUCUCCAGCUGCAGCUGUGUCAACAGAGUAGGCAGCAGAGAGAGGAACCAUAGAAGUGUAGGAGGAUUCUUCCUGAGAGUUGCAUCUCCCUCCGAGCUGAAGUCCCCUUAUGUCCAUUCCCACUAUAGUUUGCCCAAUACAAUGCACUGUUGCGUGACUGAAUGCCUCAAUGGCAUAGUCAUUGCUGUGAGUGAAGCUGCCAUCCCCCCCACCACAACCCUCCGCUGGGGCAUCUGCCCAGUCAGAUCCAAUAAGUGUUUGCCACUCUCCUUCUGCACAGGCUGCAAGGGGGGUCUUGAAUAUUUCAUAGUGGCAGCUGCUGUGACCUGUGCCCAGGCCUCUUUGACAUAACCCACCCCCUUCUUCCAAAUAGAUUAUUUAUGGCAGUGCAUGCUCAACAUAAUGGGAUGGAGCCAAAAGGCUUUUGACUGCUUCCUUGCCAUGAUGGAUACAGAGGUAUUUUGAACAGUGAGGAGGAAGGGGAAAUUGGGAAGCAAGUUCUCCACUUGGUCAGCCAGAGUUCAGGUUCUUCCUUGAAGCAGAAGGGUACCUCUUGUGUCUGUUUGGAGGGGACAGGAAACCUGCUUGAUAGUGGUUUGAGGGGUUUUAGUCCCAGUGGGUAACUGGAACUGGCAGGGAGAAAAAAUGUUCAGUCUUUCAGUUAUUUAAGAUAAUGGUUGUGAUAGAUGAUCUCUGCUCAUCCUGUCUGAAGUCUGCUUUGGUCUAUGCUGCUCCCAAAGACUUUUGUCUAUACAGGCAUUUUUGGCAGACGUGACAACAUUGGCAGUCUGUUGUGCAUGUUUUCAACUUGCUUGGUGUCCUGUGCAACAAAAGUUCACCAGCCCCAGUCUUGUUACCCUGGUGUUAACUGCUGGAAGCAGUAAACAAUGCCAUGCAAGCCAAUAGAAGAGAGAAUUCAUUAUUAAUCUGAAUCAUUUCUAUCUUUGUACAUUUGGCUAAAAGCUCACAGGGCUUAAUCACCACUUAAUCAAAAUGAUAAGGACUAAGUACUUAAAAGGAUCACCAUCUCCUCUAUGUUCCUGUUUUUGGUGGCUGAGAUCUUCUGAACAGGCCCUUCUCUGCAUGUGGCCCCAUCGGCUGAAGUAAGGCUACAGAGGCUUUUUAAAGGUGGCACCCUACUCAUGGAAUUAAGUUCCCAGCCUGGAACUCAGACCAUGUCUAUUGACAAUCUGUGUGUCUACUUGGUAGACUUUGUACAUGACCAGCCCUAGGGGUCAGAUCACCUGCCCUUCUAGAUGGGGCACAGGGCAUCAGAUGUGGGGGAAUUCUCCCACACAUUUUACUUGCACAGUAAUCCUGUGGGGUGGGGGAAGGAUGCCCAACAUGACACGGAGAGGGUUACUUCCCUACUGAAAUAUUCUAACCACUGCUUAGUGUGGCUGUGUGUCAUUCCACUCUGGGUACAGGCCCCUUAAAGCGUCUGUGGCUGGUGCUUAGACAUAGGGGCCAUUAGACAUAGGAUAUUUGCAUUCUCUUCUCUGCUUUGUCUGGGGUCCUAUAAGGCCCAAAUGAUGCUAGAAUUAAAUGCUGGUAGAUGCAAAAGGAACGCACGCAUCUUUUGAACAACUGCUUUGUCUUUUUACAACUUGAAUCAUACCAUCAAAGCUUUUCUCUGUAAUCUGCUUUUGGCAUUUAUUAACUUCCUGCUUCUUUGUCCUGCCAGAUGGGAGACACGGUUAGGUAAACAUCAGUUUAACAAUGCACCAUUGAAUUUGUUAACUACUUCAUUUUGUUAUGAUCUGAGGAAUGAUUUGGUGUAACUUUUUUAAAAAUUGCAUGAAAUCCAAACAG
Messenger RNA from Eublepharis macularius, 4527 nucleotides. RefSeq names its product DNA-directed DNA/RNA polymerase mu-like. The record is from RefSeq and is a predicted model, not a curated record. Lineage: Eukaryota; Metazoa; Chordata; Lepidosauria; Squamata; Eublepharidae. Gene Ontology annotation, cellular component: nucleus. The transcript is spliced from 12 exons. Gene Ontology annotation, molecular function: DNA-directed DNA polymerase activity; DNA binding. Bases 152 to 1687 code for a protein of 511 amino acids. Gene Ontology annotation, biological process: double-strand break repair via nonhomologous end joining.